GUUCAUUGAGCGCCAGAAUUGAUAUCAGCUUACUCGUAAGCUGCCAAAUGAUAACGACCAAUUACAACUCAUAACCGUUACGGAGCAGUCGUAUCAUGAGAAUUAUUUGAAAAUGGAACUACAGUCUCUUCUCGCCCUGUUCCUUUUAGGAGCAGUCGUUACAGUCAGUUCUAGUGAUGUAAAAAGUAGUUUGUCUUUUGUUAUCGAUGCAACUGCGUCGAUGAGUGAUGAUAUUAAAGAAGUGGGUAAUGCUGUAGAUGCAAUUUUAGAUGCAGUGAGUAAUUCAAGCUCUUCGCCGAUUGAUGAAUUUGUAUUGGUGACAUUUGAAAAUGAACCUAAACUGGUAACAAAAACCAAAGACAGGACAGCUUUUAAAAAAGAAAUAGGCAGUAUCAAUGCAGGUGGAGGCGGUUUCUGCCCUGAAAAGUCUCUGACGGGAAUCGAACUGGCACUAAAUGAGAGCCAAGACGGCUCUCUUCUGUAUGUUUUUACUGAUGCUUCCGCAGAAGACUAUAAUAAUUUUGCAAAAGUUGAAGCACUUAGUCAGAAGAAAGGAAUUCAGAUUGUAUUUCUUCUGACCGGCGUUUGUGAGAACGACACGAUCAGCCAGAGCUACCAAGUGUACCAAGAUCUUGCCAAAGCUACGAAUGGACAAGUAUUCCACUUGAAAAAGAGCGAAAUCGGAGAGGUAUUAAAAUAUGUGGAGGAAACUGUUGGGAGUCGAAAAAACGUUAUACUGAGUAAAACGUUGCCUGCUCGACAAUUAGGUUCAUUUAAUGUUAGAGUAGACGAAGAUAUAAAGGACAUUGUGAUCGCAGUGUCAGGCGAGAACGCACGGCUAGGCGUGUCCGAUCCAAGCGGCGAUGAAGCGCAUACUACGAACAUCACAAAGCUCCAAGCGAUAACGAUAGUGAAAGUCCCCGCCGUGAAACCAGGCGUGUACAGGGUGCAGACCGGUAGCGUCAGCAACACGCAUGUGGUCGUCUCGGCGUCGAGCUCUGUGCACUUCCGCCAUGGGUUCUCCACCAUCCCGCCUGCUAACAUCGAGGAUACUGUCACUAGACCCGCACCAGACGCAAAGUCCCACGUAGCAGUAAAAGUGCUUGACGCCCCACACGUGAAGCUGGUAAACGUGCAGAUCCUCGGUAUGGACGACGCCGUGCUCAUGCAGGAACCACUUACACUCGUCAGCAAAGAUGAACAGUUCUACACGACGGAGCCCGUUGAAACGCCGAAGGACACCUUUAAACUAGCUAUAAAUGGUUACGACACCAGGAAAAAUAGCAACAUAACGAGGUAUGGCUUAACACCAAUCAAACCUCAGUCCGUCAUCGAUCAGCCCACCGAGAAAGCUCCUGAAGUAACCAUUGAAGGAGGACCCACGAUCAACGCAGCAUUUCUCAAACCGCUGAAACUGAAAUGCACAGUUAAAGGAUAUCCAAAGGUUGACAUUAUCUGGCAAUCUGACGACACAGAGGCUAAGCUGGAGUAUGAGAAGGCUUCAAUCCUCGAGCUCCCCUACGACUACGUGAGUGUGCUGGAAAUACCUAAAGUGGAAAAGAAAGUGGCGUACAGUUGUCAAGCGACCAACGCGGCGGGCGACGGCGUGCAAAACGUAACCGUUCUUACUGAAGUAAAAGACUUCAUUGAAGUUAAGGCUGAAGAUACAACCAUCGAAUACCAGAAGCCAGGCAACAUAACCUGCGAAGUUCUAGCCCAUCCCCCAGCCACAGUAACCUGGUACAAAGGUCGGAAACUCCUCAAGCCUGGUGACAACUACAACGUCUCUGCCGACGGUACCGUCGUCACGGUCAACUCUAUGGAACCAGACUUGGCCGGCAACUAUUUUUGCGUAGUCAAGAAUAAUGCGAAGAAGGUUGUGAAGCUAUUGAAAGUGGACAUAAGUGGUGUCGGGCCGCCAAAAAUCGACAAGACUGUACACACGAUUAACGCUAGAGCAGAAACCGAAGUGACCUUCCGAUGCAGGCUUAUCGAAGCUAUACCAGACGCAACCCUCAGCUGGUCGUUCAAAAACGCCGACGAAGACAUUGCUCUGAACGAAACCUCGGACACGUUACAUUUGGACUACGUUCAGAUAUCCGACGCCGGCACGUACAGUUGCAAGGCGGAGAAUGCUAUGGGAGUUGACUAUCAUGGCAUUGAAUUGAUUGUCGAGUACUCUCCCGAUAUCUCGGAGGAUAUGGAUACGAGACUGACCGUGCUCGAAGGGACGCCAGUGACCCUCGAUUGUGCAGCCGAUGGAAUACCCAAGCCCAGCGUGGUCUGGACUCACAACGGACGGCUCCUUUUUGAUAAAACGAGGCAUACUUUCUAUGCCAAUGGAAGUCUUGGGUUUUCAGCUGUGCUAUCAGAUGCCGGAUACUACGCAUGUCAAGCGAGUAAUACGUGGGGAAGCGAUUCUAUCACUAUCGAGCUCGAUGUUAUUGUUCCUGUCGCUGUAAAGUCUCCAGGGAAAACCUUCAUUGAGCAAGAGGAAGGCACGUCUCUGAACUUGGAGUGCAAGGCUGGUGGGCCUCCCCCGCCUCACAUCACGUGGUUCUACCGCAAGACGAACACAUCUGACGCCAUUAAAAUAGCCCACAAUACCGUCGAAGGAGACUUGCGUUUCGCGAGAAUACACCACGGGCAGAGUGGCGAGUACACAUGCGUUGCCGUAAACGCCGGCGGUUCCAAAAAUAUCACCUACACCGUGUCGGUCACAGCUCGUCCCUCAAUCCUGUUCAGGAUGCGACAAUAUGACGGCGUGAAGGGUGACAUGUACCUGCGGGUCCCCUGCGAUGCCACCGGCAAUCCCAAACCUGAGGUCCUGUGGACCUUUGGAGGGAAGAACCUUUCUUCAGACUCUCCAUGGUACCUGAUCGGAAAGGAUGGCAGUCUCAUCAUCAAGAAAGUGGACGACUCGGCAGCAGGGACGUACACGUGCACAGCUAUCAACAAAUUUGGAUCUACUUCCGAACAGUUUCAAGUUGUUGUUAAUGAUUAUCCUGUAGAUCGUUUUUUGUCAAUCAUGAUAGAAGAAGGUAAAACGGAAAAUAUUGCGUGCAGUGUUCCACACAGGCCGAAGAUUGACAGAGUCAAUUGGUUCAAGGACGGCCGCAACAUAACUUCUGGCGAACUCAAGAACGUGACCCAAGCGGACGCGGGCACGUACACCUGUCGCGUGAGUGGCCCGGACCGGCCGCCCCAGACCGGAUCCACCAGGGUAGAGGUCGGGUUCAAGCCUCGGUUCAACUACGAGGGAGACAACAAUAUACCGUACGAGUAUGGACGCCGAGCGACCAUGGAUUGUUCUGCUAGUGGAGUUCCACAGCCUAUUGUGACCUGGCUCCACGACGGCAGAGCGCUCCCAUUCACAGAGUUCAAGUACGAGUUCGUAAUGAAUAACGACGGCCAAAGAGGGCGCUACACGUGCGCCGUCACCAACCAGUAUGGUUACGUGCAGCAAGACUUCAUCAUUGCUUAGAUGCAGGUUCCCGGGUACGAUGGUUGCACUGCACUGAUUACAAAACAGAUGCGCUUAUCUUGUAAUCUAGUACCGCCUUUAUCAAAUGGCUCAACAAUU
Cydia fagiglandana is the source of this 3583-nucleotide messenger RNA. Its product is annotated as hemicentin-2-like. Gene Ontology annotation, biological process: homophilic cell-cell adhesion. The transcript has 23 exons. The record is from RefSeq and is a predicted model, not a curated record. Gene Ontology annotation, cellular component: plasma membrane. Lineage: Eukaryota; Metazoa; Arthropoda; Insecta; Lepidoptera; Tortricidae. The coding region runs from base 113 to 3484 and encodes 1123 amino acids.